Messenger RNA from Adineta steineri, 204 nucleotides. NCBI's taxonomy places the organism in Eukaryota, Metazoa, Rotifera, Eurotatoria, Adinetida, Adinetidae. The record is from the annotation of a GenBank genome assembly.
AUGUUAUUUAUUACAAAAUUAUUUUAUUAUACUGCGGAUGACAUUAUAUCAUGUUUACCAUUAACACAACAAAAAAAUAUGUUAUUUGAACAUUUAAGAUAUUGUUUUAAACAUUUAGUAAAACAAGAUAUUUUCGCUUUAUUAAAUGAUCAAACAUCAACAUCAGAACAACUUAAAUUAAGAUUUCAACAAGGUAAAUCAUAG